Spodoptera frugiperda (fall armyworm) is the source of this 650-nucleotide messenger RNA. RefSeq lists its product as uncharacterized. The transcript has 4 exons. Bases 106 to 567 code for a protein of 153 amino acids. The record is from RefSeq and is a predicted model, not a curated record. Gene Ontology annotation, biological process: sensory perception of smell. NCBI's taxonomy places the organism in Eukaryota, Metazoa, Arthropoda, Insecta, Lepidoptera, Noctuidae. Gene Ontology annotation, molecular function: odorant binding.
UAAUACUGUGGAAUAUUCAUAUAAACUGGUGUUAAAGCUGAUAUGCAAAGCAUAUUCAUUCAGUGGACGGCUUAGAAUCUCAUCAGUGGAAUUUGUUGGUGCAAUAUGGAUAAAGUAACUUGCAUAGUCUUCUUUGUGGUAGCUGUGAGCUUGGGUAGUAUUGAAGCAGAUGAUGACAAGAAAUCCAUGCCUAAGUUGAGCCUGGAUCAGAUCACAAUUGAUUGCGCUGAGAAGUUUGAUGUCUCUGAAGAACAAUUUUCUAAAGCUAUAAUGUCCUUUGAUGCAAGUGGAAUCGCCCCAUGUUUUUGGAGUUGCUGCUUCAAGAAAGUUGAUGUUCUUAAUAGCGAAGGUAAAUACGACGUUGAUGCUACACUGGAAUUGCUUAAGAACAUGUUUUUCUCGAAAGAUGACUCCGAAAAAAUUGUAGAAAUUGUAAAAAAAUGUGAAUCAGUAAACGACGAAUCGGUAAGCGAUGGAGACGCUGCGUGUGAAAGAGCCUUUUUAAUAACAAAUUGUUGGUUCGAAAACGGCAAGAAAGCAUUCCCAAUGCCGUUCCAAAAACGAUAGAUUCUUAAAUGUUUUCACGAAAUAAUGAACGAUAAAAGAUAUAUACUAAUAAAAUAUACUGCAUUACAAAUAUUAUUAUUAUU